Molecule: messenger RNA, 814 nt
Organism: Fusarium odoratissimum NRRL 54006
Lineage: Eukaryota; Fungi; Ascomycota; Sordariomycetes; Hypocreales; Nectriaceae
Exons: 2
Coding region: 102-710 (202 amino acids)
Source: RefSeq, a predicted model, not a curated record
AUAACCCGUUGACAUUCGACUCAGUAAACAAACUUGUCGACAGUACUGAACAUCACAUCGGUCUUAUCAAUUUGCCCGUCUUUCCAGUAACACGUCGGACCAUGACCUAUCUUACCUGCGACUACUACAGCGAGACAUCAAGCAUUGCUGAUGGAGGAAUUGAUACCCCGUUCACUUCGGACUUUGAGGAAGUGGAUGUGAAUGACAUAUUAUCUUUGAACGAUUCGGAAACUGAAGAUUCAACAGAGGCUUCUGCUUUAUAUAGUCGGCCAAGGACGCCCUUAAAUCAUUGUCUGUCAGCGACACAGCGAGAGUGGGAAGGCCUGUGUACCAAAUACCAUCAAGGGAUCCAACAUCUUCGAGAUAUUGAGGAUCAGAUGUUCCGCUACCAGGCACUUCAUCCAUGUCUCUGCAUCAACUACCAGAACCCUAUGCUAUGCAUACAGCGAACAAAGGAUCAAAACGCCAACAAGAUUCAGCAAACUGUUGAUUUUCUUGGUGGUGGUCUUGAGAAAAAUAUCUCCUCCAAUCUCCCUCCCGAGAGUCAUCACCUCAAAGUUAAACUAAACGAUGCUGUAGAGGUAUCCGUUGUUACGCUUGAUACCCUGACUGGAAAGAAGACAAUGAUAAGCUUGACUACCAGGUCAACAAUGAAACAUGUUGAGCAGUUGCUUGGGUUUUGGGAAUACGACUUACCGAUGGAUUUGUAGGAUAGGCUUGCAAGCUAGAUUAGCUACUCUUAUUGUAAUAAAUAAGGCUGGGACAUAUAUCUGGAUAACCGCUUAGAAUUCCUGUUUAUCCAGGCUAACUUGAC